ACUUUUAGUCACUAACGCACACUUCCAAGGUACCUAUCAGAAUCAAAAUUCAUCCAAAUCAAAUCUUUAUAGCAAACCUGAGAAGAAAAUCUCACAACUCAUACUGUCAAGUAUCGGCAUCACUUUUAAAUUGCGCCAAUUCAGACGGCUGAUGCAAAUUAUUAACGGAUCGAUCGUUCAUUUCGAAGCGCUUUUUUGGGGAUUUGAUGACAGAAAAAACUCCUAUUUAGUAACGCCGCCAUCGUGUGUGUUCGGACAUUCCUUAUCCUGAUUUGGUCUCCAUAGAGCGGGCAGAUACUGUUGAAGUACAGUCAAGGUCGCACCUGAUUCGAAAUAAUUUAGCAAAAAGUGUGAAAUUUAGGAAGUUAAAGCAAGCAAGAGUAACCAUGAGGCGAUACCUUAUUCUGUUAGCAGCAGUCUUCCUGGUGCUGCUUGGGUCUGCCAAAUCAAGUGACAUCAUUGAUGUGGACUGCCAGAAAGACCAGGACUGCGACAUCUUUAAAAGUUCUUCUGCAAAUUCCACGUGCAUGGCAGGAAAUUGCACUUGCACGGAUCUGGCCACCGGGAAUAAGACCGAAUGUGUUCCGAGAGUAAUCAAAGCAUCCAAUUUGAUUGGGGGUCAAUGCCCUUGCUUGGCGGCAAAUUCGUUGUGCAACGAGAAGACCAACUUUUGUGUUUGCAAGGAAGGUUAUCUACCAAGUCGGGAUGCGAAACGAUGCAUUGGCAAAUCUGUGGCGCUUGGUGGUAUUUGUGAGGUCGAUGAACAAUGCAUUCAGCACGAUCAUUUUUCCCACUGCGACGAUAAGCAUCUGAACUGCAGCUGCUUGGCCCAUUUCACAUCGUAUCAGGACACGUGCCAUUCGAUUAUCGCACCCCCCAGUGGAGACACCCACUCCUGCGAAAAGGACGAAGACUGCUCGAAGAUAACGGCCCACACGGUUUGCCACGAGAAACAAUGUAUCUGCUCCCAGGGCUUUGUGGCAAAUGCCGAAAGUAACACCUGCCUGGCGGUGACCAAAUUCGAGGGAGACUGCAUCGAUUCGAACCAGUGCAUCGCCCAGCUCGGAGUCGGGUCGGUUUGCAACGAGGGCAAGUGCAUGUGCAACGACCUGUUUUUCCCUUUUCCGGUGCAUGCUCAGGAGAAUGCUACCAAGGAGGAGAAAAUCGCUACCAUCUGCAAGCGGAAAAUUUCACAUGGCGCAAGUUGCAACGACGAUAAGGAGUGCUACCAAUUUCACCGAGGACCUCACGAGCAAACCAUGGAAUGCUACAUGAGUGAAUGUGUUUGUUCUGAAGGAUUUAUCGAGAAAGAAGGAAUCUGUCUUGGUCCUAAUGGAGGUUCGUCUGUUCAAAUGUCGUCAAUGCUAGCCUUACUGGCAACAGUUAUCGUGUUUGUAAUUUAUUAAAACGCUCCGAUUGAAGCUAUGUGAAGUACCAAACAUACCUGUUGAUUUGUUUGUUAUUGUUUAGAUAAGUUUGAAUAAAUAUUUUCAAA
Uranotaenia lowii is the source of this 1495-nucleotide messenger RNA. RefSeq names its product tenascin. The transcript is spliced from 7 exons. Lineage: Eukaryota; Metazoa; Arthropoda; Insecta; Diptera; Culicidae. The record is from RefSeq and is a predicted model, not a curated record. The coding region runs from base 387 to 1406 and encodes 339 amino acids.